AUUCUUUCUCUUUGAGAGAUUAUCUUAUCGCUGAAAAUCGUACUUCACGGUUCUCAUAUUUGUGGUAUAUUCAUUUGUUGUUGGAUUUAAUAUGGGAUUGAAUCUGAUACUGGCAUAGAAACAUAUAAAGACAGAGUCUCCGUAUAAAGCUUAAAGAGAUGUAAAUGAUGGUUUCCAUAAAUUAUUCUACCUCUGUUUAAUGAAUCCUUUUGCAGUAUCCAAGGGUAUUAUCUCAAAAUAUGUGUGUGAUAAGAAAUAUUAUCUCUAAGACUCCAAAAAAAAGAUAGCAGUUCCAAAUUCAUUGCUUUGUGUGUUAGACAUACCCCCACACGUUCUUAAACAGUCACAUGAAGAUAGUUUUUAAGCAUUUUCCAGCCGAAAACCAUUCAUUCUAUCUUUGAAAGCCAAAGAGACAAUAGUUUAGACAUUCCCAAUGGAUCUACUCAGCCCCGAAGAAUGUCUGCUCAUAGCUCAGAGGACACUGAAAGAAAAGGAUAAAUCAAACCUUAUACUCUUGGACUCCCAGCUAGAGGCUGGCUCCAACGAGCUCAUGGGUUAUGGGGAGUACUACAAAUUGAGAUUGACGGUGGAAGACACUGCAGAUAAGGAGAAACAAAUUCUGGAUUAUUUUAUCAAAAGUUUGCCGCGUAAAAACGAACCGCAACGUGCAGAGUGCGAGCGCAAGGGGGUGUUCCGCAAGGAAUCAGCCAUUUACACAGAAAUACUACCAAAUGUACAAAAAUAUGCCACAAAGAAGCUCUUUCCAAAAUGCUUCUACAGUCGUAAUGAUAUCAUAGUCCUGGAAGAUCUCACCCAGGAAUAUCGACAUCUCAAGGCUUCGGAGAGCUAUACCCUGGAGCACUACAAACUGGUACUCGAGCAUUUGGCGGAGGUACAUGCCGCCAGCAUAGCCUGGGAGGAAAAGGACCAAGUCAACAUUUGCGAGCGCUUCAAGGAUGUGCUGAUUGAGCUGCACUUGAGCAUGGAUAACUCUUGGUUCACGACUGGACUGAAAGCAAUUGUCUUCCUGGCCGCCAGACAUCCCCAAUAUCAAACAGAGGAAUAUCAGAGUUUCAUCAACAAUAAACUGUACAAUCUACUGACCAAAUCAGAGGAACUGGUGACCCCCUCGCUGACCAUUAGGAAUGUCCUGUGCCAUCGCGAUACCUGGGAUCGGAAUAUCUUCUUUGGAUUUGAGAGUGAAUCAUCCGCUCUGCCCAGUGCCUGUUGUAUUGUGGACUUUCAGCUAGCAAAAUACUGUUCUCCCACUCUCGAUGUCCUCUUCCUGCUGUACAUUGUGGCAUCGGCAAGUGUGCGGCGGGAGAUCUAUGAAGAGUGCCUGGACCACUAUCACCUUGCUCUGCAAUCUCACUUAACUCGUCUGGGACUGGAUGGCGAACUCAUUUCGCGGGAAAACUUUUUGGGGGAAUGCCAACGCACUCGUCUGGCUGCUCUGAUCAUUUGGGCCCUCACCGAACCCCAAACCAAGAUGUCGUCCAGCGUUUCGAAUCGACUACGCUCGGAGGAGCCCGAGAAGUUUGACUAUUAUCUCAACACCGAUCGCAGUGAGAUGCUGCUGCGGGUGAUGAAGCUUCAGCCCGGCUACGAGCAGACUAUAAUGUCACCCGUCAAGGAGCUUGUGGAUUAUCUCAUCGAAAACGAACACUUGUAUGCCUAGAAAAGUCGGUCUUAUCGUACUGUGAUCUUGAGAUAAAGAAGUGUAUUUCGAUUUGAGAUGUAUCAUACCUGUAGUGCUUCCAACUUAAGAUAGAAAUACGAUAAAUGUUGGAAAAAAGUUCAUUUUGGUAUUUAUAUUUUAGCAUCCACGGAUCUUGUCAGUAUCGACGUGCUGAAGAAA
Drosophila miranda is the source of this 1858-nucleotide messenger RNA. RefSeq lists its product as uncharacterized. The record is from RefSeq and is a predicted model, not a curated record. NCBI's taxonomy places the organism in Eukaryota, Metazoa, Arthropoda, Insecta, Diptera, Drosophilidae.